AUGAUAUGCACGAGUGGACACGCACGUAAUGCACUACACUGGAAUUUGAUAAAGGAAAUAAAAGAAAUCACACAUCUAAGCGAUGAAGAAAUUGCAAUUAUUCAUAAGCGAUUCAAUUCGAUCAGUAACAAGGGGAGAUUAAAUUAUGAGAAUUUUGAGAAAAGUUUAGGAAUUCUGGGAACCAUUAAAAAUGCAUAUCUUUACAGUUCUAUAUUUAAAGCAUUCGAUACAAAUGAAGAUGGGUAUUUAGAUUUUUAUGAAUUCUGUGUUGCAAUUAAUACUAUGCUGAAAGGAAGUAAAAGAGAAAAAGUGAAAUUAUCUUAUCGCAUAGUUCACGCAGGAAUAGUUGAAGAUUCUUGCAGUAAUGAUGCAGAGGAAUUUAAUAUAUUUCAAAAUAAUUCACCUAGAUAUCACAAAGAGAAUGAUCAUAAUUCUUACUUAGGAAUAAUCCCCACAAGAGGAGGAGCACGGGGAAGAGGAGGUCGUACAUCUAUGUACCCUUCCAUUGUUAAGAUAAACUCAAGUAAUAAACCAUUGAAGAAGACUACAAAUGAGAGUUCAUCUAAGAAUAUUAUUCCAUUUAAAAGUAAUAGCAAUAAUGAAUCGAGUAACCCUUCCCAUUUUAGGAAGACACAAAGAAAAGAUCUAUCAUCUGAUGUAAUUAGGGAUUAUUCAGAUUACAUAUCGUAUGAACAAUUUGAAAAAAUGGUUCUAAGUAUUAAUGACAUUAAAAAACAGCUACUUGGAACAGAGGAGAAGAUAAUGGUUAGUCAAAUAAAAUAUACGUUUAAAUCCUUGGGUAUUUUGUGUGAAGAUGGUAAGUAUAGAAUGAAUUUAAAAUGCUACAGGAAGGCCGUUAAAUGUAAUGAAUUUUUGAAACUCCUAGGAAUUCAUGAUAGAGUAGCUGAUGCGUUUGUUCAUGGGGAGAUUCAAAAGAAGAAGAAGAAAAAAAUAAAAUCUGUCAAAGAAUUCGAGACAAGGGAUCAUCAGGAAUGGAAGGAGGAGGAAGGAAAUGCACAAAGAAUAGCUAGUUCGAAUGACCAAUUGAAUCCAUCAUUACAUCUGGCCAACAAUUAUGACACCCAUUCAAGGGAUACCACAUCGGAGCAAUUCAUGAAAAAUAAAAAAAAAAUAAAAAAAACUUACCAUGCUGGAGGAGAAGGAGCAGUGACAGUAGAAGCUGGAGAAGGAGGAGUUGCCAAUCGAAGGAGACCAGCAUACAGAGGAGAUGAUCACCCAAGUGGUGAUGUCAACCAUGAAAGCAGCUGUGACAGAAGGGAGGUUGCAUAUAUCACUCGGAUCAACAAAGUUGGUGAUAAGAAAUGCACAGAACAAGUGAAUGAGAGGAUGAAAGACGUGAAGGAAAAUGGCAUGGAAAAAAUCUCCUCAUCGCUUCUAAUGUUAAACGGAAAUUGUAAAAGUUGUAUACCUCUAGAAAGUGUCUUAGUUCAAGAAGUGUGUGUAGUUAGAGACGAAAAAAAUACAAACAACAAGUUAUUUGAGUCUUCAUUAAGAAAAUUUCAUAAUGAAAGAAAUGGCAAAAUGCACCAUUUGGAUGUGUCGUCCCUAGGAGGGGUGAAACCGAAAAAAAGUUCUUCUUGUGAAAGUGCUGAAGGAAAUAUCUCUCAAUCAGAUGAAGAAAGAAUGAACAUAACAACGAGGAAGAAGUUAAAAAAAACGGAUGACAACUGUGAUGGUAAGAUGAAUGAUAAUUUUCAUAUAUCGAAAGGGGAGGAUUAUCAAAAAAAGGACUCAUCUGAGAAGAAAAAAAAAAAAAAAAAAAAAAAAGAAGAAAAAGAAGAAAAAAAAGAAGAAAAAAAAAAAGGGAUCAACAUAAACGGAAGUCUGAAUAGCAUAACUAAUUCGAGUGUGCAUCUAGGAAGAAACAAUUAUAAUGAGAAUAACAGUGCAUCUGAAGAUUGGUCCUCACCAUCCCAGAGCUUUCAAAUCAGUGCAAGGAGGAACAAUAUCUCGAUAGAAAAUAAGAACCGCUUAAAUGUCGAGAAAGAAGCUGAUAAUCCCAUUAAUUGUGCAACAUCGGACAGCAGCUCACUCACCUCAGAUUAUAACUCAUAUGUGGAAAUGGUAAAACUUGACAAAAUGAAUCAAGAAGAAAAGAAAACUUCAAAUGGAAUUACACAAACGGGAGGAAAAUGCAACAAAAGGAAUUCUCAAUCUAGUGAAGUUGUCAUUAACGGAAAGGUGGUAAUCCCCCAAAUUAGCAGGUCAUUCGAAAAUGCUAAUUCUAAUAAUUACAAAUGUAUAAUAACCCAUGCAGGAAAUUAUGAUUAUUUUGAAGAAAGCAAUUCAUUGAUAGAUGGAAUCAAUGAUGGAAAAAAAUGUAAUAAUAAAGAACAACACGAAAGUGAUAUUAUGAUAGCUAUAUCUGAAUUCGAAAAAAAAGAAGAAAAUAAAAAGUAUGUAGAAGAGUACAAUGAAUACAUGAAGCGUUAUAGAAAAUUCGCAGAAGAACAGGAAGAGUGUUAUCUUCUCGACCAGGAUACUUAUUCAGAUGGCAGAGAAGAACCUCAAAAAGAUUUUGAGGGAAUACAAAAUUCGCACACUAAUGAUAUGGGGAAUAGUAGUGCUUAUGAGGAUCCAUACGCAGACAAUGGUGCAUGCAUCCUUGGGAAUGAAGAUAUGGAUGGUGAUAAUGCACUCCAUUAUGCAGCAGGUGGGAGAAGGAAAUCGUGUGGGAAGAACACAUUCGGUAGAAGUAUCCGAUUGAGCCAUGUGAGGAAUCAGAGCCGAGACUCCGAUGUGAUGAAUCCCAAAGCAGGUGCAGCGACAAAGGUAGAUGCAGUGACAGAUGCAGUGGCAGAUGGAGUGGCAGAUGGAGUGGCAGAUGGAGUGGCAGAUGGAGUGGCAGAUGGAGUGGCAGAUGGAGUGGCAGAUGUGGCGCAAAAUGGGGAGGCGAACAAAGUGGAGAGCGCAAAAUACCUGUGCAGAAAAUUUCAAGAGUAUAAGGAAUUCAUAGAACAUUCCAGAUGCCCAAUCUCGCAUAACCACAAUGGACUUAUGCUGAGUAGCAAUGAUUCUCGAAUUCUCGACCAGACAAAUUGUGAGGAGAGGAAAGCUGCAAGUGGAAACAGCCAUUGUGUUGAAAAAGUGAAGGCUCAUAAAUGUUCUACAGGGAAUGUAGCGAAUGUAGCGAAUGCAAUCAAUGCUUCCAAGCUGAGCACGGUAAACGGAUUUAGUGACGACGUAAUUAACAAAAAGUUUUACAUUCCAACGAACAAGGACCAUUACGUUAUGGUUAAUAAGAAUUUGACAAAGGAACAGGUUCUGUAUCAUGUAAGAAAUAUCGUGCUAGCCAUUGAAGAGUUCCUCAAGAAGGAGAGGAGAAAUAGUAUUGGGGAUUAUAACAAAAUUUUCUUCUUUUUUUUCUACGUCUUCAGUUACCACAUGGGGGGGGGAGGUGAACAGAAUCAUCAUACGCAGGACCGGAUGCAGGCCCAGAUGCAGGACCGGAUGCAGGCCCAGAUGCAGGACCGGAUGCAGAACCAGAUGCAGAACCAGAUGCAGGCCCAGAUGCAGGCCCAGAUGCAGAACCAGAUGCAGGCCCAGAUGCAGGCCCAGAUGCAGGCCCAGAUGCAGAACCAGAUGCAGAACCAGAUGCAGAACCAGAUGCAGAACCAUAAUAAUGCGCGACAAUGCAGAGAUGAAAUGAACCCUGUGUUGACGGAGCACCACCCAUUGAGAGAUGAACCGAGUAACGAAUCUCAAAUGAGUAUAAAGAACCUGAAAUCGAAUAUUUUUGAAAACAUUUUGCUAAUGGCUCAGAUAGUUAAGUACUUUCUGCACACAAUCACGAUCUCACACAAAUGGUCCUCAUCCUAUGAAUCCAUCGAGGAAACGCAUCAAAUGAAUAAUAACCAGAAUUCACUGAGGCAAAAUGAUGUGAAUAUUCUUCUGAGUCACACUAGUAAUCUUCUGGAAAUAUAUUCCAAAGGGACAUGUAAAAAUAGAAAAAUUUACAUUAACAAAUCAAACUAUCACCAUAAACUUAAGAGAAAAGGGAAAUUAUCUGUUUCUUUACGUCAAAAGAAAAAAAAAAGAAAUUUUCAGAAAAUUUUAGCUGUUUAUUUCGGACAUGAACGAUGGGAUCUUGUAAUGAAUAUGAUGAUUGGGAUUCGUUUAUCAGCUAUAAAAAAAUACAACACUAAUAAUAUUGACAAUUAUUUUAAACACAAAGACAUUUUAGAAUUACCUACAUCUAAUGCAAAGCACAAAGUUGUUUUUAAGAAUUAUGCACCCAUUAUCUUUAAACAAAUUCGUAACUUUUAUGGAAUCAAAUCCAGAGAAUACAUAUCUUCUGUGGGUCCUGAACAAGUCAUAAGCAACAUGGUCUUGGGAAACCUCUCCACGCUCAGCGAGUUACUUUCGGAGGGGAAGAGUGGUUCUUUAUUUUACUUCACUAGCAAUGGAAAGUACAUAAUCAAGACGGUAUGCAAAAACAUACACAAUUUGUCCAAGGCCCUUCUUCCUAAGUAUUAUGAACAUGUGAAGAAGAACCCUGACUCUCUGUUAACACGACUGUAUGGAAUUCAUUGCAUAAAGUACAAAAGCGAAUCUGGAAGAGGCACGAAAAAAAUAUACUUCAUUGUAAUGAACAAUUUUUUCUCUUCGGCUGUGGAAAUACACAGAAGGUAUGACCUUAAAGGAAGUUUAGUAGGGCGAUCAGUUCCUCAAGAGAAGAGAGAAGACUACACAAUUGCAUUGAAAGAUGUAGACAUAGAUGAAUUGGGUGAUAAAAUAAAUGUAGGAUUAGAAAAUAAAGAAAAGUUACUGAAGGUUUUAAAAUCCGAUUCAGAUUUUUUAAGGGAAAACUACUUGCUCGAUUAUUCACUUCUUUUUGGAAUUCACUACAAAGAUUUAUCACGCGAUUUGGUUAAUUGGAACUCAAGUAGAACAAGUGAGGUUCGUCACAUUUUUGAUGAAGACGGAAAAUGUGUAGAAGCUAGACCGUUCCACCAAGGCGAUCACGGAGGCAUGCUAAGCAUUGACAGGAAUAAAAUUUUCUUUUUUGGGAUCAUUGAUAUUUUCACCAAGUGGACAUUAAAAAAAAAAUUCGAGCACACCUUAAGAACUAUACAAAAACUUGAUCGACAGAAUAUUUCUUGUAUCCAUCCCAAGGCUUAUGCAAAACGAUUCGCAACUUUUAUAGAGAACCACAUGGAGUAG
Plasmodium gonderi is the source of this 5184-nucleotide messenger RNA. Its product is annotated as phosphatidylinositol-4-phosphate 5-kinase. Gene Ontology annotation, biological process: phosphatidylinositol metabolic process. Gene Ontology annotation, molecular function: phosphatidylinositol kinase activity; calcium ion binding. The coding region runs from base 1 to 5184 and encodes 1727 amino acids. The transcript is spliced from 7 exons. The record is from RefSeq and is a predicted model, not a curated record. Lineage: Eukaryota; Apicomplexa; Aconoidasida; Haemosporida; Plasmodiidae.